Messenger RNA from Doryrhamphus excisus (bluestripe pipefish), 2468 nucleotides. RefSeq names its product SH3-domain GRB2-like endophilin B1a (gene sh3glb1a). Lineage: Eukaryota; Metazoa; Chordata; Actinopteri; Syngnathiformes; Syngnathidae. The record is from RefSeq and is a predicted model, not a curated record. Gene Ontology annotation, molecular function: protein binding. Gene Ontology annotation, cellular component: cytoplasm; membrane. Gene Ontology annotation, biological process: membrane organization.
UAGCUCGGGGUGAACCAAGGAGUGGUGAACCAUCUUGUCGCUAUUUCAUCUUUGUUACGUCCAACAGCUGGGUGGAACUCCGACAAAACUUGCUUCUGUGACGUUUUCAAAAGAGAUGGAAGUUGGACUGUGAAAUAAUCCCGUCGUCGUAGUAAGAGUUUAUCAUCCACGGUGUGUCAUGGAUUUUAACGUCAAGCGGUUGGCUGCGGACGCUGGUACCUUUCUGAGUCGUGCCGUGCAAUUCACAGAGGAGAAGUUUGGCCAAGCUGAGAAGACUGAGCUGGAUGCCCAUUUGGAGAAUCUGUUGGUCAGAGCUGAGAACACCAAGCACUGGACAGAGAAGAUUAUGAAACAGACGGAGGUCUUAUUGCAGCCCAACCCGAAUGUCCGACUGGAAGAAUUUGUGUAUGAGAAACUGGAAAAAAAGGUCCCAACACGAAUGAACAACCAUGAACUGUUAGGCCAGUCCAUGAUCGAGUCAGGAAAUGAAUUUGGGCCCGGGACUGCUUAUGGAAAUGCUUUGAUCAAAUGCGGCGAGACCCAGAAGCAGAUUGGCGGGGCAGAGCGGGAGUUAAUUCAAAGUUCAGCCAUCAACUUCCUGACACCUUUCAGGAAUUUUUUGGAGGGUGACUUCAAAACCAUCCUGAAAGAGCGGAAGCUGCUGCAGGUCAAGCGCCUGGACCUGGACGCAGCCAAAACCAGACUGAAGAAGGCCCGCAUGGCUGAUGCUCGAGCUGCGGCAGAACAGGAGUUGAGGAUGACUCAGAGUGAGUUUGACCGGCAGGCUGAGAUCACCCGACUGCUGCUGGAAGGCGUCAGCAGCACCCAUGCACACCACCUCCGCUGCUUGAAUGACUUUGUGGAGGCUCAGACGACGUACUACGCACAAUGCUACCAGUACAUGGUGGAUCUGCAGAAGCAGCUGGGCAGUUUCCCUUCGUCAUUCUCCAACAACAACCAGUCGUCCGUGUCGGAGGGGGCCAGCAUCUCGGUGCCCACCAUACCGGUGUCGGCAUCCCUGCCCAGCCCGUCCAGCGUCCGCGGGGGCUCGGCGACGUCGGGUGGCUUCAGCGAAUUACGCACCUCCAGCGGUAGCCGCAAAGCAAGGGUGCUUUACGACUACGACGCCGCAAGUAGCAGCGAGCUUUCCCUGCUGGCUGAUGAGGUGAUCGCAGUCAGCAGUGUGCUGGGCAUGGAUUCAGACUGGCUGAUGGGCGAGCGAGGCAACCAAAAGGGCAAAGUGCCAAUCACCUACCUGGAGCUACUUAACUGAGACUCGCGCUGCCCCAUCAGGUGUGAUCCCUUGUCGCUCGGGGGGGAAUGCAGCUCUGUGCGACCGCCUUAUAUUUCACAAACUUGCCAUCCCGUUUUUGUAUUUUUGAUGUGACGUGCCAGAACAUCUCCCAGACUUGUCCAUACAUGUUUUUGUUUACAUUCUAAAUCAAUCUCAGAUGGUUGCCUUAAGGUUUUCUGCUAGCAGAAAUGAUAUUGGCUUACAUUUGGUUUGUUUUUUAUGCACUUCACCUUGAAUUGCAGAGUGAUGAUGAUCAUUUUAAGUUGUACUCGACCGGGUAACCUAAACAUGAAUAGGUUUGUACCAGUGUCAUCCAUACAUGCAACUUAAGUAGUUUAAAAAAAAAGUUGUGGUGACUGAUGACAUGAAAUCAGUAGUUUAUUUUGGUAAAUGAAAAAUCUGUAUUUUUUGGAAAUGUUUUGCACCAACACCAACAGUAUUGAGAUGGUCAUUCUUUCUCCCUUUUGUCAUAUUGAAUCCUGUUGUUUUAUGUUUUAAGUUAUUGCUCAUUAGAAACUUCAAUCCGACACCUUGGUAGGAAAUUAUCAACCAAAAGUUAUUACUUGGUGUGUUCUUGGCCAACGCUUAGCGAUUUAGAUUUCAUUAGUUUACCCUGCAUCAGAAUUGCAUCCCAAUGUCAAAAAUCAAAGUGCUGUCUUUACAGUGUGGGAGUAUAUCAAGACAGAGAUUGGUGAAAUGGAAACAUUAAAAGAAUGAAAUAAAACCACGUUAGAAGAUUGUAUUUAUACUAACACAUUGAGAUGUAUAAAAAAACUAACACUUUUUGUAUGCGUGACGCGAGCCAAAGCAGCCAGCAGGUGGCACAAGGGUACUGCACAACAAUCCCACAUUCACCAUAAAGCUGUGUCAACAUUGUGGCCAUACUUUGUGUGAAGAUUCCUUGGUGUUUUGUAUCCUGAACGUGAGCAAACAUUGAUGUGUGUGUUGCUGAAGCGUGUGCUUACAGGAGAAGUCUUGUGAGAAGAUGCGAGGCGGACUGUAGAUCCCUUCUUGUGUUUCAGCCUCCUAAUGUGCGCCCCCUUUGGAGCUUCAUGCAUUUCAUGCCCACAGCUGUGAGUACAAAAACACACACACACAGGCCCAGAAAAGCAUUGAAAACACUGACCCACUUUGAAAGACCUGUUUUAUUGGAGCCCAGAAAGCUCGGUGGCUG